Molecule: messenger RNA, 1665 nt
Organism: Dendronephthya gigantea
Lineage: Eukaryota; Metazoa; Cnidaria; Anthozoa; Malacalcyonacea; Nephtheidae
Exons: 4
Coding region: 56-1579 (507 amino acids)
Source: RefSeq, a predicted model, not a curated record
GCCGUUUGAGAGCGUUAAAUCAAAAGAAAGGCGCGUGCUUUUCUGUUGAGUUCUGAUGAUGGAAUCCGUACAAACUCGGAAGCUCGGAAAUCAUCUGUUUAUAUUUGAGAAAUCGAAAGAUGAAAACCAGAAUGGUGGAGCUAAAGGUCGAACAUUUAUAACCUCUUGUGAAGCAAAGGCGGACAAGAAACUUCCACCAGAAUUUAUCAGGUACAUGAGAACGCUAUUCAAUAUUUUGGAUACGAGUAAAUCUGGCUUGGUGAAGUUGAGUGAUAUUGAAGCUUUUUGGGGACAGAGAGACGGAAUGAACGGGUACUCUCUGCAAGUAAGAGGAGUGCUAGAACAUCUACGUAAAGUCACUCCGGCGAAUGGAUUGCUCAGUUUUGAACGUCUUUGUAUGGGAUUUUGCCAGUCAUUUCAUUCGUCAGCAAACGGUUCGAUUGCUAAUGGUUCUGUAGGCGCUAGUAGGGCUAAUGUCUAUGAAAAUCGGGACAAUGAUAAGUUGAAAGGACAGAAUUAUAAGUCAGGAUUUACCCGGAGACAACAACGAGAUCGCCCUAGAUCGAUGGGACCUUUGCUUGGUAAAUCAAAAGAUCAGGAGUUGUUUCAUUCUGACGAAGGAAGGAGCUUCAACAAACCUGAUCGAGAACGUGACUCAGAGCUAUGCAAAAAUGAGUUUUCCGCCAUAAACGGAAGGCGUCCAAUUUCGAUAGGACAGAAUAAAGAAACACAGCCAGGCAGUAUGAAUCCAGGCUUUCAUCUGAAUGAUACUGGCCGAAGACCGCACUCAGAAUUGCUGCAACAUGAUAUAAAUAUUGUCAGGAAACCAGAACGACAAAAGCGUCCAAAGUCAAUGCUUCCAUUCUGUCAGGCGAAGCAACCUGACUUGUCAGUUGCGAAGAAACAAGGCGGAAUUUUGGAAGGAAUACAAAAAACUGACAAAAAAACGGUGAUUGCUAAACUGAAACAAUGGCGAAAUGAAGAGUUGAAGAAAAGCACCAGUUCAGGUGUAAAAAGUAGAACAAAAGAGUUUUACGGACAGGGUUACCAGUCUGAUAACGAAGGGGCGUACAACUGCAGGCAACGACGACUUGUGACUCCAGUUUGCUGUACUGGAUUAAACGAAACAGGCUCUGAAAUCUAUCGUAACCUGGCGAAGACUUCAAGAAGGAGUAAUGGUGUGCCCAUGUGUAAGACAACAGUUUACUAUCAAGGCCAAGUUGAAACUAAAUCUGAAAAACAGGAACCAAAGAAGACACGAGCUCCAGAGACUUUGCGGACUGCCCAAGAUGACGUGAAAACUACUACAGGAGAUGAGUUGCACACGCUCAAGGAAGGUCUUCAUAUUGUCGACGAAGUCAGAGAUUGUUUGCUGAAGAGAAUUGCUGAUAUUCAAGAAAAAAGACUGUAUGAAAAUUUAAACAACACAAAAUCCCAAGAUUUGAAGGUCAAAAGUUCCGAUGAGGAGAAAAGAAAAACUCCUACUUCUUAUCCGUCGGAUGUUGAAUCUCUUUCAAAUCUUUUUCGUAGUCUAAAAACGAUUUUGGAUCAAGUAAAACCAUCAAGAAACGAUUGUUGAUAUUUUUUAAGGUAAAACAGCUAUAUCAAGAAAGUCGACUCGUUGCUGAAUACAAUAAUGUACUACGAACAAUAUCCGAUGGUCAC